This is a messenger RNA of Teleopsis dalmanni, 2226 nucleotides long. It is a transcript of the gene Dop1R2, whose product is annotated as dopamine receptor 2. The record is from RefSeq and is a predicted model, not a curated record. Gene Ontology annotation, cellular component: membrane. The transcript is spliced from 4 exons. Gene Ontology annotation, molecular function: adrenergic receptor activity. Gene Ontology annotation, biological process: adenylate cyclase-activating adrenergic receptor signaling pathway. Lineage: Eukaryota; Metazoa; Arthropoda; Insecta; Diptera; Diopsidae. Bases 155 to 1837 code for a protein of 560 amino acids.
UACAAAAUUCACAGUAGCCGAUUCAUUUCUACAAAAAAAUGUCUAAUCGGGACCAUGUCACAUAAUGGGUUUACGUUUUUGAAGGACAGAUUUAUGUUCGCAAAACUGUAAUUGUAAAGCUGAACUGAUUAACGAUAACAUAUCUACAGAUAUAAUGCUAGAUGUAAAUGGCUUAGUUAAAAAUGCAAACAACUCAUCAACUGAGAACUCAGUGUCGUAUUGGCAAUAUGUUUCAGGACAGUUGCCACUACUCUCGCUGGAAGCACAACAGGUUGGUCCGUCCACGCAGCAGCUCACUCAGCACGUAACAGAUGCGAAACAAGUCAAUUAUACACAAACACACCUACAGGCUGAACCGCCCCCACCAUUUUACUCUAGCUUUAAUAUAUCCGACGAUCUUUUCGACUACUUCAACGGCUUCCUGGGCACCACAGAACAACAACAAAGCCAUUUAUCCACAAGCACGGAAAUCACGACUACUACAUACAAUGUGACCACAACUCGAGAGCCCGAUCUAUCACAUUUUCUUGAAGCGCUGCCGAAUGACCGCGUGAGUUUGCUCUCCUUUCUCUUUCUAUUUUCGUUUGCCACGGUAUUUGGCAACUCCCUCGUCAUAUUGGCUGUCGUGAGAGAGCGUUAUUUGCACACAGCUACGAAUUAUUUCAUAACCAGCUUAGCAGUAGCUGAUUGUUUGGUCGGGCUGGUGGUAAUGCCGUUCUCCGCACUUUACGAAGUACUGGAGAAUACUUGGUUUUUUGGAACUGACUGGUGUGAUAUAUGGCGUUCGCUUGAUGUACUCUUUUCGACUGCUUCGAUAUUGAAUUUAUGUGUUAUCUCAUUGGAUCGAUACUGGGCUAUUACCGAUCCAUUUUCGUAUCCUAUGCGUAUGACGGUUAAACGUGCGGCUGCGCUUAUUUGUGCGGUGUGGGUAUGUUCAAGUGCCAUAAGUUUUCCAGCAAUUGUUUGGUGGCGUGCAGCACGUGAUGGCGAAAUGCCUGCCUAUAAGUGUACAUUCACUGAACAUCUCGGCUAUUUAGUAUUCUCAUCAACCAUAUCAUUCUAUCUGCCUUUGCUCGUAAUGGUUUUUACCUAUUGUCGCAUUUACCGUGCCGCAGUCAUACAGACACGUUCGCUCAAAAUUGGCACGAAACAAGUGUUGAUGGCCUCCGGUGAACUUCAGCUCACAUUACGCAUACAUCGUGGUGGUACAACACGAGAACCGUCAAAUCAGCAAUCUAUGCAUUGUGGUGGUUCCCUAGGUGGCGGUGGUUCGCAGCAUCAUACACACUCACACCAUCAUCCACAUCAUAAUCACAGUGCGACAGGGACUACUACCUCAACUCCAGAGGAAAAUGAUGAGGAACCAUUAUCCGCAUUGCAUAAUAACGGCUUAGCGAGACAUCGUCACAUGGGUAAAAAUUUCUCAUUAUCUCGUAAAUUAGCGAAGUUCGCAAAAGAAAAGAAAGCAGCUAAGACACUUGGUAUUGUUAUGGGCGUGUUUAUUGUGUGUUGGUUACCAUUCUUUGUUUUUAAUUUACUAUCUGGGUUCUGUAUGCAAUGCAUUGAGCACGAGGAAGUUGUGUCAGCGAUUGUUACAUGGUUGGGGUGGAUAAAUUCUUGUAUGAAUCCAGUAAUUUACGCAUGCUGGAGCAGAGAUUUUAGGCGAGCAUUUGUGCGUUUGCUUUGCGUGUGUUGUCCUCGGAAAAUACGUCGAAAAUACCAGCCCACCAUGCGCUCCAAGUCUCAGAGAUUCGCCACACGAAGAUGCUACUCCACCUGUUCGCUACACGGCAUACAACACGUCAGACACAACUCCUGCGAACAAACUUACAUUUAGUGUUAGUUCCAAAACUCAUACCACACAGAAUCAAUCCAACAACUUUUCAUCGUUGUUCUCCAGCUUCUCGUUCUACGGCGGUUGGUGUUGGGCAUUGGGUGCUGACAUGAUGAAUUUUUAGGUGAGAUGAUUCCAACUCAAAGGAGGAACUCAUUAGCCGAAGGGAAUUAUUUCUAUGUUAGAGCAUGCAACAUCCUUAUAACAGGAAUUUAAUGAAAGCAACGUAUUAAGCGCUGUUUAAGCCAUUUCCUUUUUCAUUGCAUUUUUAUCAAGUCCUUGCACAUUGCGGCAGCGCUUCCGUCGAUAUGAAAUUGAUUUAGUUACCAGUGCAGGAGAGCACGUACGUUUUACAGCAAUGCUAUAAAUCAGUGGUUGCAACAAGUGAACUC